This is a messenger RNA of Haliotis rubra (blacklip abalone), 1104 nucleotides long. RefSeq lists its product as uncharacterized. The transcript is spliced from 2 exons. The coding region runs from base 1 to 1104 and encodes 367 amino acids. NCBI's taxonomy places the organism in Eukaryota, Metazoa, Mollusca, Gastropoda, Lepetellida, Haliotidae. The record is from RefSeq and is a predicted model, not a curated record.
AUGUGGGGAAACUAUGAGCUUGCUUCUCGAACAAAGACAGAUUCUGAUGAAUGCAGAUCAGCUACACUGUUAACCUGUAUUAGUUUUGAAACUCUAGACAUAUUGGAUGGGUUGCAGUUCGACAGUGAAAAUGAUAGGAGGAAAGUCGAGAAAAUAUUGGACAAACUAGAAGCUGACUGCAUUGGCGAGACCAAUGAAACAUGGGAACGGUUCAACAAGCGGAAUCAAGAACACUUUGAAUCUGUUGAUACUUAUGCAGCAACCCUUAGGACUCUAGCUAAAACAUGCAAUUAUGGAACGCUUGAAGAUAGUCUCAUCAGGGAUCGAAUGGAUCCCCACCUGGAAAAGUUGGAAACUCUGGUCAAUACUACUCUUCGAAUGUACAUUGGAGUGAAAUCUCAAACUGUUGGCAAGUGUGCAGUGACUGUCAAAAAUCCCAGCAAUGAGGGUGAAUGCACCAUUGAAUUCUUGAUAACGAGGGACAGAGGCUCACCACCAAUACUUGGUGCAAUAGCUGUUCAACAAAUGCAGCUAAUCACUGUGAACUUUGAGAACAUUUUCCAGAUCUCAGGUAGUGGAGAGUUAGCAAGAUUGGACCUGACGGACAUAAUCCAUCGUUACAAGGAUGUAUUAGAGGGAGAGGGUACACUUGAUGGUUUGUUGCAUUUUGAAGUAGAUGAGACUGUGACACCAGUCCAGCUACCAUGUCGUAAGGUUCCACUUGCCUUACAACAGAAACUCAAGGCUGAACUUGAAAGACUGACUGAUCUGAAGAUCAUCACCCCUGUGAAUGUUCCUACUGACUGGAUCUCUGCCCUUGUUGUGGUCAAGAAACAGGGUACUGACAAGAUAAGGAUCUGCAUAGAUCCUAAACCACUGAAUCAAGCUCUCAAGAGGAAUCAUUAUCCAAUAAAGACAAUUGACGACAUUCUGCCGGAAUUAUCAAACGCUAAGUGCUUUACUUUAGCAGAUGCUAAAAAUGGAUUUUGGCAUAUCCAACUGGAGGAGGAAAGCAGUUUCUUGACAACAUUUGAAACACCUUGGGGCCGUUACCGUUGGCUACGAAUGCCAUUCGGGUUGUCACCAGCACCUGAGGAGUUUUAG